This is a messenger RNA of Melitaea cinxia (Glanville fritillary), 805 nucleotides long. RefSeq lists its product as uncharacterized. The transcript has 4 exons. Gene Ontology annotation, biological process: proteasome core complex assembly. Gene Ontology annotation, cellular component: endoplasmic reticulum. Gene Ontology annotation, molecular function: proteasome binding. Bases 96 to 785 code for a protein of 229 amino acids. Lineage: Eukaryota; Metazoa; Arthropoda; Insecta; Lepidoptera; Nymphalidae. The record is from RefSeq and is a predicted model, not a curated record.
AUAUACUCGAUACCACAAAGUAUCGAUACUCUUUUCGUGUCUCUAGUCAUAGCAACAAAAACUACAAGUAAUAAGAUAAAAAUAGAAGAAUAACUAUGUGUACAUUUGGAGAAAUAGUAGAGCCGAAUAGCAGAACGAUAUGGGAGGAUUGGGAUGAAAAUAACCCGGAAAACAACGCAACACUAAUACAAUGGCAAUUAUCAGUAAAUAUACCAGAAAGAAUCGGCACACUUUUCAUUCUUGAAGGCAAAUUUUUAGCAGAUUGUGUAAAGGUGCAACCUAAAGAUCAUUUGAAACUAAUAAAUACGAGUACAGCCUCAAAUUUACAUUUGUAUCAAAUUAUAUCUCGUAAUGAAUAUGUUUGCACCAUUAAAGAUUAUAAUUUGCUACAAAGUAGUGAAAUUAUUGAUUUGAUAAAACCAUUUAUCAGAAAUUGUGAUGAUGUUUUAACAAUUCAAACAAAAUCUUUAACGGAAUAUCAAACAGCAAGUCUGGAAACAAAACCAUGGGUUAUAAGAAAAUUAACGACUUCAACUCAAUCUAAAAAUUUAAAGGAUUUAAACUUUUCUAAGUUGGAGCAACCUAAUAUUUUAUCUGGUGUUGCUGCUGGAGCUAUAUCUUUAAGAGAACAUAUGAAUAUGUCAGCAACUGCAUUGGUUUACUACAUAGAACAUAUUGAAGAGUAUCAAACAGAUGAAAUACAUAUAUUACUUAAAAAAUUCAAUAUUGUAAAAGACUGCAGUGCAAAAUUCAAUGGUAUAUUGAAUUCUAAUUUAUAUAUUUGAUAAAUAAAACAUUAAAGUGC